CUUCUUGCUGCAUCUACACUGACUCACUGAAAAGGGAACAUUUAAUUAGCGACAGAACAAUGAAAAUGCCUGACACUGAGAAGUCUUGCAGGAGGUAUGUGUCUGCUCUUUUUUUUUUUAAGUGCGUUUGUGCACCAGGUUAUUGGCGUCACUCAUUAUUCUGUUCCCGAAGAACUGGAGGAAGGCUCAGUUGUCGCCAAUUUAGCUUCUGACUUGGGUUUAGACGUGAAGACUCUGAGUAAACGGAAGAUGCGGUUAGACAUUAUAUCCAGCAAAAGAUAUCUGGAUGUGAACAAAGAAACAGGAGAGCUUUACAUCGUUGAGAGGAUUGACAGAGAGUAUCUCUGCGCAAUAAAGACCACAGCAUGUUACCUAAAAAUGGAGACUAUAGUGGAGAACCCACAGAGAAUAUUCUACAUAGAAAUUGAAAUAACGGAUAUCAAUGACAACGCUCCUCAUUUUCGACGAGACACCAUUAAGUUGGACAUUAUGGAAUCAACCCCAGCUGGUGAGAGGUUUUCUGUUAAUAACGCUGUUGACCCUGACAUUGGAUCUAAUUCAGUUAAAACAUAUCUUCUGGGCGAAAGUGAGCAUUUUGACAUAGAAAUUCAAACCGGAAGAGACGGAUCCAAAUUUGCUGAUUUAAUAUUAAAGACGGGGUUAGACCGAGAAAAGCAGGCAGUCCACAAUUUAAUCCUGACUGCUGUAGAUGGUGGAGUCCCCAGUCGAAGUGGCACAGCCAGUAUCGUUGUUCGUGUGGUGGAUACUAACGACAACGCCCCAACUUUCGAAAAAUAUAAUUAUGACGUUAAUAUUAUGGAAAACUCUCCAGUUGGAACACUCGUCAUAAAGCUGAAUGCUACAGAUUUGGACGAGGGGACAAAUGCACAGAUCGAAUAUACAUAUAGUCUGUACACAUCAGAAAAGACACAGGCAACAUUUAACCUGAAUCCCUCUACUGGUGAAAUUACGGUGAAGGGGAUGCUGAAUUACGAAGAUAUUCGAAAUUAUGAAAUGGAAAUCAUAGCAAUGGAUAAAGGAGUCAACAGUUUAUCUGGACAGUGCAAAGUAAAAAUUAAUGUCAAAGAUAUGAAUGAUAAUCAUCCAGAAAUAUCUAUUAAAUCAUUUCAGAGUCCUAUAAAAGAAAACGAACCGAUAGACACAGUGAUAGCAGUAGUUAGUGUCAGUGAUAAAGACUCAGGUGACAAUGGAGUGGUUGAUCUUCAUAUUCCAGAUAAUAUGCCUUUCAAACUGAGGGAAUCCUCUGAUAACUAUUAUGAAUUAGUAGUGUCAGAGCCAUUAGACCGCGAGAAGGUCCCGGAAUAUGACGUCACUUUCACGGUGACAGACAGAGGUUCUCCUCCUUUAUCUGACAAUGAAACUAUGACGUUAGAGCUGCUGGAUGUUAAUGACAAUGUUCCACAGUUCCCUCAGUCAUUUUAUACUAUCCGUGUGAUGGAGAAUAACGCACCUGGAGCCUUGCUCAGUUCACUCACUGCGUUUGACCCUGACCUCCAUGAAAACCAGUAUCUAGUUUAUUUCAUCCUAGAGAAGGAGAUAGCCAACACCUCCAUGUCCAUGCUGUUCUCCAUCAAUCCAGAGAACGGGAAUCUUUACGCACUGAAAACUUUUGACUAUGAGAUCGAGAAGGAGUUUCUUUUCCACAUCGAGGCCAGAGACUCUGGCUCUCCUCCACUCAGCAGCAACGUCACGGUCCACAUCAUUAUUGUGGACCAGAACGACAACGCUCCGGUUAUUGUGUCUCCGUGGCGCGCGCACGGCUCGGUGGUGGAGGAAAAGAUCCCCAGAUCCACCGAUAAAGGCUCUCUGGUUGCCAAGGUGAUAGCCUUGGACACCGACUCGGUGCACAACUCUCGGAUUACCUACCAGUUUCUACAGGUGACUGACGCCACCUUGUUCAGUCUGGACCAAUACAACGGAGAGAUCCGGACUAUGAGGAUGUUCAGUUACAGAGAUCCGCGUCACCAGAGACUGGUUGUUGUUGCCAAGGACAACGGGGAGCCUGCUCUCUCUGCUACAGUCACCAUCAAGCUGUCCACGAUGGAGACUGCCGUUAAGGCCUACUCUGACAUGACUGAGGUGCCUCUAGAAUAUGACAUCUUCUCAGACCUCAACCUGUAUUUGGUCAUCGGUCUGGGCUCGGUGUCAUUUCUCCUGCUCAUCACCAUAUUGGUCACCAUCGUGCUCAAGUGUCAGAAACCCAAGCCCAGCAAAGCGGCUCCUCCCUGCAGGAACAGUGUGAUCAGUGAGAGGAACUCCACCAUCGCAGAUUCCACUCUGGUCUCCAACGAUGCCUACUGGUACAGUCUGUUUCUAGCAGAGACCAGGAAAGGAAAGCUGGUGGUUAGACAGCCUGUGCCAAAGGGCUCCAGAUACAUCGUGUCCAGUAUACCGAGAGGGACAGGACUCACAGACACUAGUGACUCAGCACCAUCCACUCUGCAGGUACAGAUCACUCUACUGCAGUUUUAAUAAACCCCAUUCCUAACUUUAUGUUUGUGAAGAAAAGUCUUGCCUACUGUUAAUCACAGUUCACACUACACUGAUCAGCUUUCAGGUGAAGUGCACUGGCAUUUUUUGUUCGUUUCUUUUUGUUUUGUUAUAGUAAAUUUUGCCUGAAGCAAGCCAGAGUGAUAUAAAAACAAUAAAGAUAAUACAUUUUUCACCGUAAACAACGUCACACUUAAUACAGCAAUGAAUGGAUGCAUUUAAUGUAUCAUACUAGAGACACUGACAGAAACAACAACAAAACCACCAAGACCGUAUGAAAGCUGUGUAUCGCUGCACAGUAUAAAACCAUGUCAUGUUUUUUUCCUGUAUUACUGAUGUCUGUUUUUGUGUUUGCACUACGGAUACUUCCCGGCUCACUGUUAAAUACCAUAACAACAUUUCCCAUCUCUAAAUCUCUGUCUAUGUGGUACUUAAAAAAACCUUAAAAAUGUAAUUUUCAUUCAACAGGAAGAUCUGUCUACUAAAAUGAACGUAAAGAUCAAAACUUCUAAUAUCACCUUAAACAGACCAUAAAUGACAUUAAAUCAAUGAUAACAAAAGUCAGAAAAAAUCACCAGUGACAUAAAAAUAUAAUAGUUAAUAGCAACCAAACUGAAGAGAAAAUGUUGCACCUCAUAAAAUAUCUUGCAGCGGUUUGUAUUUAAAGGUUUUACAGAGAGACACUUGCUAAAACGACUUUUCAUUUGUAACUGCUUCACAGAUAUUAUUGUGUGACUGUUGACUGUGAUGUAUAUAUCAAGAGAGUGGUUGUGUAUGAGUGUUUUAUUCCCUGCAGAUUGGUUUGUUGUGUGUAUAUCAGGGGAUUGGAUGUCAUCAGUGUUUUAUUCCCUGCAGAUCAACUGAUCUAUCUAUCUAUCUAUCUAUCUAUCUAUCUAUCUAUCUAGGUAAGUAUACUGCUGGAACAUGAACAAUGAUAUUGCUAUAUACAUGACUGUGUUUUAACCCACUUUUAUAGAGCAGAUUGUAACAAGCUGCAGUAUGUGUUAUAAAGGGUCACAUUAACCAUGCUUAGUCUGUGGUAAAGAUAACAUUUCAUCCAUAGUGCCUCUACACCAACUCUGUGAUCACAUACACAAAUCAUCCUUUUUUGUGCUUGCAAUGACCUGACCAUUGAACUGCUUGUUUUUUUUUCUCCCCACU
Molecule: messenger RNA, 3672 nt
Organism: Epinephelus lanceolatus (giant grouper)
Lineage: Eukaryota; Metazoa; Chordata; Actinopteri; Perciformes; Serranidae
Source: RefSeq, a predicted model, not a curated record